AUGUUUGGGAAUAGCCGCUUUACCCGCGAUUCCACCAGCAGUUUCAGCUCCCUUCAGUCUCAUGGCUCCUUUUGGGAGGAACAGCGCUCCAGUUCUUCCCGGCCCAGUGGGAAGACCAUCUACUUACAGAGAAAGGAGUACGCAGAAUCCAUGAACAGACAGCCAGACAACUUCCAGUACAGAGUACAGCACCUGUUCACCCUCGAGAUGGAUGGGCAGCAGGUGAGAGGUGUAGACGACUGCGUGGCCCGACUGAAGCAGCUGGACGCCAGGGGCCGUGUUUGGGCUCAGGACAUGAUCUUGGAGGCCCGGGGGGUCUACCUACAGCUGAGUGACAUCGAGACCAAGGAGGAACUGGAGACCCUACCUCUGGCCCGCAUCUCCGACAUCCAGGCCGUGCUGGACAGCUGCACCUACAACUCCCUGCUGAUGGUGGCUGUACAGGAGGGCAGUCGGAGCAAAGUCUUCAUGUUCCAGUGCGAGGAGGUUGGGGCUGAGAACAUCAGAGAUGACCUGAAGAGCACCAUCCAGCACAGGAAGGGAGAAGCAUCUAACCAGCUUCAGAGGAACCAGCACAGCAUCAGGAGCGACCUGGAGAACAUCCUUGGCCAGGAAGUCCGACGGAGUUUCCGAAACACUGAGCCACCCCCAAUGCAGCCAGAAAGAUACGUCCCACCCCCGGAGCAGCCACCUCCACAGCGGAACGAUCCAGACCGUGAACAACGUCUCCCUUUCGCCCCUCAAGAGGACCCUCGUAGAGGACGGGAAGCAUCUCCUCUCCCCCCGUACACAGAGACAGACAGAAGUGUGGAAAUCUUCAACCACAUAGUUGCCGAUCUGGAGCUCUUCAUGGAGAAAGUGUCUGCUGCCAUUCCCAUGCAGGUUAAAGGCAAGAAGAGCAAGCAGAAAAAAGGUAAAGGUGCUGUUGCGAUGCCACCGACGGACGAGUUCAUCUCCUGCUUGGAGAAAAUAAAGUAUGGGUUCAAUAUCAUGGGGAAGGUGAACGGUCAGAUCAGCAACCCGAGCGCCGCGGAGUUCGUUCACAUUCUCUUCUCCACUCUGAGCUUCGUGGUAUCGCACUGCCCCCCCGAUUUGCCCCCCUCUGUGCUCAUCCCGCUGCUGACGGAGUCCACCCUCAGACUCAUGGCCCAGGAGGUGACUCCCGAGGAGGACCAGCUCUGGCAGUCCCUGGGAGAUGCCUGGAACAUCCCCAGGUCCAAAUGGCCAGACGGAGAUCUGCUGCCCCCCUACGUGCCAGAGUUCUACGAUGGCUGGCGGCCGCCCAGUCCCGUCCAAGCCCUCCCAAACGAGCGGUUCGUCAGCAGGUCCAGUAGCCAGCGGAACCAACCAGAGCAGAAUUAUGGACCGUGGGACAAGCCUCCAUCACGCUCCAACGGGCCGUCCAUCUACAUGCGUGUCAUGUACGACUUCAUGGCCAGGAACCCCCAGGAACUGAGCGUCAUGAAAGGAGAAAUGGUGCAAGUGCUGGACCAGUCCAGACAGUGGUGGCUGGUGCGAAACAACAGCAACCAGGAGGGUCACGUUCCGCACAACCUGCUGGAGCCCCUGGAGGGGGACAGACCACCGGAGCAACCUGCACCGCGUCCGUCCACGGGUCACCAGUCUCCUCCGUCCAUCAACAUGAUGUCCAGCCCCAAUGACGUGAAGGCCUGGCUCGAGUACAAGGGCUUCUCCCAGAUUACGGUGCGCAGUCUGGGCACACUCACUGGCGCCCUGCUUCUGGGCAUGACGAGGGACGAGCUGAGAGCCGUGUGUCCCGAGGAGGGCGGAAGGGUCUUCUUCCACCUGCAGGGAGUGAAGUCAGCCCUGGCGGUGACUGCUCUAAAACUCAACCAGUGGACCAUGUUCCUAAAGGACACAAAUGGACCUCUUGCCAGCGAGAACGGGUUCGAGGCCUACCGGGGUCGCUAG
Molecule: messenger RNA, 1932 nt
Organism: Scleropages formosus (Asian bonytongue)
Lineage: Eukaryota; Metazoa; Chordata; Actinopteri; Osteoglossiformes; Osteoglossidae
Gene: eps8l3b
Product: EPS8 signaling adaptor L3b
Exons: 19
Coding region: 1-1932 (643 amino acids)
Biological process (GO): positive regulation of ruffle assembly; Rho protein signal transduction; regulation of Rho protein signal transduction
Cellular component (GO): plasma membrane; ruffle membrane; vesicle
Molecular function (GO): actin binding
Source: RefSeq, a predicted model, not a curated record